CUAUAAAAGCCACGCAGGGAAGGAAUUAUUUCCUUGUUGGAUGAGAUAUAUUUUCUUGGUGUGUUGGAUUGAACUUUACUGUCGGACGACAAAUCAGCGAAACAUUUGCAAUGAACGCCAAAGGACUAUCGCGCCGAUCUUUUCAAAUGGCGCUCAUCGUCCUGAGUUGGUUUGCAGCCAACAGUGACUGCUCUAUUUCGACAAGUGAACCAUACGAUUUGGUGUUUGUGACCAACCUAGACCCUCCAGCGAUUUUCAAAGCACCGGCAGACACCUUUGAGUUCACUGCCAUCCCUGGCUUGGACGAUCACCUUAGCACACCCGUUGCCGUUGACUAUGACCCUGUUGAUGGCAUGGUGUACUGGACAGAUGUCAGGCGUGAAACUAUUAGUCGCGCCUUUCCAGAUGGAACCGGCUUUUACGUUGUUGUAUCGAAUCUUAAAGUCCCUGAUGGAUUGAGUCUUGACACUGUGAACCGCAUGAUGUACUGGACUGAUACAGGCAGUGAUCAGAUUGAGCGAGCUACCAUGGAUGGACUUGAUCGCUCCGUGAUUCUGGAUCUCAGAAGUCCAACUGAGGACGUGGACACAGUCCAGCCGCGAGCAAUCGUUGUAGACACCAGCAAUGACCGUCUCUACUGGACUGACUGGGGAAGUGCACCGAAGAUUGAGCAAGCUAACACCGACGGCAGGCUCCGCAGAGUCUUGGUCGACACUAAUCUUCAACUGCCCAAUGGGUUAGCUUUGGACACGAAUGGCAGGAGGCUGUUUUGGUGUGACGCGGGACUGGACCGUUUAGAAUCCAUUGACCUCAACGGAGGAUCCCGGACGUUUUACAAUAACAUCAUCAGCCUGCUGUUCGACAUCCAUCCCUUCGACGUCUGGUUCUAUCAAGGUCAAUUAUACUGGAGCGAUUGGCGCUUUUUGAAGCUUGUCCGUAUGCAGUUCAACCCAAUAGUGGUUAGUCUGCAUGGGUCCACCGGCUUCGAAAGAGCAGGAGGACUGCAUAUUCACGACGAUUCCUUCGUGGAUCACAGCUGCUUUGGCAGGACGCCUUGCAAGCUUGGGGAGCGUUGCCGACAGUUCCAGGACCACUACGAGUGUGUCUGCCAAGACGGCUUUGCUGGACUUUUCUGCAAACUCGACAAUCCGUGUGCAUCUUCACCAUGCAACAAUGGAGGCAUCUGCCGUCAGUCCUCCCGGCUUGAAGGUGGCUUUUUCUGCAAGUGCACUGACAGAUACAUGGGAACCUACUGUGAGCGAUUUGUGCCUGCGUGCAAUUCUAGUCCGUGUAUGAACGGGGGAACAUGCUUUGACGAGGUGCCAGAUAGCUUCCGAUGUGAAUGUACCGCUGGCUUCGUUGGAACAACCUGCGAAAGAAAAAGCUACCCAAACGAUCUUGCCUUUGUGGCUAACCUAAUGCCUCCUGGGAUCUUCAUGGCGCCAACGGACACUUUCAAUUUCACUCUGAUCACUGGUCUCACCGAUUACCUGAGUCGACCCGUUGCUAUCGACUACGACCCCGUCGAUGGCAUGGUGUACUGGACAGAUGUUGGGCAUAAUACCAUCAGUCGAGCCUUCUCGGAUGGGACGGGUUUCAUAGUCCUCGUUUCUGGUCUAAAGGUUCCAGAUGGUCUUUGCCUUGAUGUCGUUAACCGGGUGAUGUAUUGGACAGAUGAGGCUACUGACCUGAUCGAGAAGGCUACCAUGGACGGUCAGGAUCGGUCAAUAGUCCUCAACCUGAAAAAUGAAUCUAUAGAUGAGGUGAAGCCUCGGGCAAUUGUCAUUGACACUACCCACGGUCAUCUGUACUGGACAGAUUGGGGCAGUGCACCGAAGAUUGAGCGCGCCAACAUUGAUGGUUCGUCUAGGACAGUCCUCGUAGACACUGGAUUGCAACUGCCAAACGGUGUGGCACUAGACCUAGAAGGCAACAGAAUGUAUUGGUGUGAUGCUGGGCUGGACCUCAUUGAGUCCACGGACCUCCUCGGCAACGAUCGCCGUGUCCAUGCUGAGCUCUCCUCGGAAGAAAUCCAUCCGUUCGACAUCUGGUUUCACCGGGGAGUCGUGUACUGGACUGACUGGCGCUUUAAGACAAUUCUCCGUAUGGACUUUAUUCCUACAACUCCGGUUGCCCUAUUUGGCUCGACAACAUUCUUGAGAGCCGGGGGCUUGCACAUCUAUGCUGACACGCUAUCAGCUCACGAAUGUCGAAAUCCAAUGACAUGCAAAGAGGGUGAACGGUGUCGUCAAUACAAGUACACCCAUAAGUGUGUGUGUAAGGAUGGCGAGGCGGGGGCCAACUGUAAGCUAGAAAAUCCAUGUGCAUCCUCACCUUGCAAAAAUGAAGGGAAAUGCUUCCAGUCUACAAGUACAGACGGGGACUAUUUCUGUCAGUGCACCGAUAGAUACACCGGCAAGUCAUGCGAAACAUUUGUGUCUCCUUGUGAAAGUAACCCGUGUAUGAAUGAUGGAAGGUGCGUUGUUGAAUUACCUGACAGCUACCGGUGUGAAUGCCCCUCUGGGUACGUCUGGGAAAAUUGUGAACAUGAAAGCAAGCCCCAUGAUCUGGUUUUUGUGGCCAACCUAGACCCCCCGGGAAUCUUCGUGGCCCCGACAGACACCUUCAAUUUGACCGAAAUCCCAGUUCUCGACCAAAAAAUCAGCCGACCCGUUGCUAUUGACUACGACCCCGUCGAUGGCAUGGUGUACUGGACAGACGUCACACUUUCAACCAUCAGUCGCACCCUCCUGGAUGGUACCGGCCUGUUGGUUCUUAUAUCGGGACUGAAAAAUCCAGAUGGGUUGAGUCUUGACAUUGAGAACCGAGUGAUGUAUUGGACCGAUUCAGGCAGUGAUCUUAUUGAGCGAGCUACAAUGGACGGCCAGGAUCGAGCCGUGGUUCUCAACCUGACCAAUGGUUCCAUUUCGGAUGUGAUGCCAAGAGCAAUCAUUGUUGAUUCAAAGAACAGCUACCUUUACUGGACAGAGGUAGGCAGUUCACCCAAGAUUGAACGGGCAAACACCGAUGGAACAUCGCGCCAAGUUCUGGUAGACACAGACCUCAAGUGGCCAAGUGGACUAACUCUGGACAUUGAAGGUGGAAGAAUUUACUGGUGUGAUGCUGGGCUGAACCGCUUCGAGUCUACUGACCUGCUCGGUGAUGACCGUCGUAUCCAUGCUGACGUAGACCCUAUUGAGAUCCACCCGUUUGACGUCUGGUUGUACGGAGACAACUUGUUUUGGACGGAUUGGCGAUUCCCUCAACUCUUCCGCAUGAACUUCCUUCCUGACAUGGGUGUCGAAGGAAUGGGACCGCUCAUCCUAACGAAAGCUGGAGGCUUGCACAUUUAUAGCGACAACUCUACCGAUCACAGCUGUGCAGACUCCAUGCCUUGCGGAGAGGGUGAACGCUGUCGUCAGUUCCAGACCAGCUAUCAGUGCGUCUGCAAGGAUGGGCCAGAUGGAGCUAGCUGCAACUUGAAUCACCCAUGUAAGAACAAAGAUUGCAGCCUUGCCGGGACGUGCUACCGGUCCGCCAGUAUUGAAAGUGGGUAUUUCUGCAAGUGCGUUGACAGGUACUCUGGAACCAACUGUGAAAUUUAUGAGAAGCCAGAGAAGCUGAAUAUCAAUCUUUCAUCACCUCUCCAAGGAAAUGACAAAGGACAAGGCAAUGACUCUUAAGGAAACAGGACAUCCCACUGGCAUAAAAAAAAUUCACUGUUGGCCUUGUAAGGAGUAGAUCCAGGUUGAGAAACAAGACAUGACUUUGUAUGAAAUGUCUCUGAGCCAGAGAACUAAAGUAAAAGCUAAUUAGAUAUUACCAAGGAUUACACAGAUGACGCUAAAAACCUCGCAGUUAUGUUUACCUUAGGAACAGUGGCGCCCCCAGGAGGGGAGGACCGGAACGGACCGGAAUGUAUCCUCCAAGGUCAAGCCCCCCCCCUCCGGUUGUGCCACACGGAACUGGGAUUUACGGCUAUAUCAGAGCUAGUAGUUUAAUAACGGUACAAGUAUCUUCGUUCUUGAAAAAGCCGAAUACAGCAAAAACUGAAACUGAAACAAAAAGAAACAGAAAGACAAAAUGGAGGCUCACGCCCCUCAGCCUCAUUGAUAGUGCCACUGUGUAGGAAGACAAGAUUUGGUAUAGUGAAGGUGCGUUGACAUUUAUCCAUUCUUUGCUAUACACGCCUAAAAUUUCUUAAAUAUUACAAAACCAUUCUGUCACGUCUGACACAUUACGUAAACGUGAUACCCAGGGUGUAGUACCGUAGAUAAAGUAAGGUGAUAACUGUUAAUUUCAAGGGUAUAUAAGGUUUUCCCGUUUUUCGUAGAAUCAGUAAUCGUUAGACAGUAUUCACCUUUACGGAAGCGUAUACGGGCCACUUGCAAAAAACAUUCGAGAUACUUUCUCGCCACGGUGAGUUAGCUAAAACUAGUUCAACUUGCUGCAUAUUAAGACUAAGUCUGGAUAUCAGACCCAAUGAUUCUGACUAUUCUUCUUAUCAAGGGUCCUGUAUCACCCAACGUCCACGUGACCAACACUCCCCCAGAUUUCCGGGAAUAGCCGAACCAUUCCGAUCUGAUCAUGUCCUAUUAAAUUCAAUUUAGCGUCAAUACUUUUUCUUUAAUGCUCUUUAAAACUGUAAAAAAUGUUACGAAGAUUAAAAUUGGUAGGCAAAUGAAAGGGGAGAGGAAAAAGACCAUUCGGACGGUUUCGUUAAGAUUCGCGCAUUUCCGGCGCCGUCUGUACCAAGCAUUUUGUGAACUGUCCGUGCAUGGCAUACCGGACGUAGUACACCAUCUACUACAAAGUACAACUAGGGUCAAAAAAUUGGAACAUGUUUUUGUUAAAUUGAUUGCAUGUUAGUUUUCAAUUUCACCUGUUUUAAGCGAAUGUCAUU
This is a messenger RNA of Acanthaster planci (crown-of-thorns starfish), 4903 nucleotides long. RefSeq lists its product as uncharacterized. Gene Ontology annotation, molecular function: calcium ion binding; Wnt receptor activity; Wnt-protein binding. The record is from RefSeq and is a predicted model, not a curated record. Lineage: Eukaryota; Metazoa; Echinodermata; Asteroidea; Valvatida; Acanthasteridae. Gene Ontology annotation, cellular component: plasma membrane. Gene Ontology annotation, biological process: canonical Wnt signaling pathway.